Molecule: messenger RNA, 1372 nt
Organism: Drosophila nasuta
Lineage: Eukaryota; Metazoa; Arthropoda; Insecta; Diptera; Drosophilidae
Product: F-box only protein 9
Exons: 2
Coding region: 1-1320 (439 amino acids)
Biological process (GO): SCF-dependent proteasomal ubiquitin-dependent protein catabolic process
Cellular component (GO): cytoplasm; SCF ubiquitin ligase complex
Molecular function (GO): protein binding
Source: RefSeq, a predicted model, not a curated record
AUGGGCGACACGGGCUCUUCAGCUGAUUAUCAAAACAGUGCGCUCGACGAGUUCCGCGUGAACUGGCAACGUGAGCUGCAAGUGCAAAAUGAACCAACUCGUGAGCAGCCUAAUGAAGUGGAUGAGCAGCAGCAGUCGCCGCUGGGACUAAAUGACAUUGAGGCACAAGCGCGGGCUGAAAGCUUGUACCGCACUGCCGUGGACUUGGAGCAGAGGGGCAAAGUGUACGAUGCUCUUGCUUAUUACCGCAAAGCUACACAAAUUGUACCUGAUAUCGAAUUUCGAUUUUAUGAGCAGCAGAAGCUAAAUUACGAUGCUAACAAAAAGUAUCACAACCUACCCAACGAUUUUGGCAAGCAACUUGAUUUGAAUCACACGGAUGCCAAGGAAGAUAUCGACGUCGAUCUAAUCGAUGGUCUAUAUGACAAGUUCCAGCGCGACGUGGCUUGCGUUGACAUCUAUGGUGGCAAAAUGUUGCUUAGUAGUCGUGAUACAAGUGUCAUUUCAACUAGUCACAACAUGCACAUCUCCGAUCUUCCGCCCGAGAUCAUGAUGAACAUCCUGCGUUGGGUGGUAUCCUCCCAGCUGGACAUGCAUUCGCUGGAGCAGUUCGCGGCUGUCUGCAAGGGCUGCUACAUCUAUGGACGCGACGAGGAGCUCUGGCGAUUGGCUUGUAGCAAGGUUUGGGGUCAUAACGUAGGCACUUUGGAGGGUCUGGAGGAUGGCUUGAGCUACGGCAGUUGGCGUGAUAUGUUCAUAAGGCGGGAGAGAGUGUUGUUCAGCGGCUGCUACAUCAGCAAGACAACCUACCUGCGCAUGGGUGAGAACAGCUUCCAGGAUCAGUUCUAUCGCCCACUGCAGCUGGUUGAAUACUAUCGCUACAUACGCUUUCUACCCGAUGGCAAGGUGCUAAUGAUGACGAGUGCCGAUGAGCCGGCUCAGGGAGUCAACAAGCUGAAGCAGGUGUACACUAGUCGUCCAGAUGUGCUGCGUGGUCGCUAUCGACUGUUCGGCAACAUUGUGACCUUAAUCCUGCAGAAGUCACAGUCGAGACCAGCAUUCACGCAGCGACAUCGUCGUGGCAGCAUGAUGCCCGGCGAUGAGGAGGCUAACAACACACAGUAUGUGAUUGAGUUGCGCAUUUUGAACAACUCGAAGCGACAGUUUGGACAGCUGGCGUGGACAAAGUACACGUUGGUGCAGCGUCGCAAUAAGAUCGAGAGCAGCUCGGAGUUUGAUUUGACUGCUGCCAAGUAUCCGCCACUUUGGUUCUCGCCAGUGAAGAGCUACCAUCUGGAUGCGGAUGCUCCGUUGGCCUAGUACCCAAAACCUUGUAAAUAAAACGAAUUGCAUAGCGUUUCUCUAAUUAAAA